ACACAAUCUGUGAUUUGCUUUCUUUUUUUUUUCUUCUCUGUCUCUCUCUCUCUCUCUCACUCCUUGAACAGACACACUUUUGUUUGAGAGAGAUUUUGCGAGGAAAUCAUGGAAGCCACACAAUAUUCUCAAAACUUCGUACCUCUCCAGCAAACCAGAAAUUAUGAACGACUGAAGGAAGAAGGGCCAGACUCCCAGACGGUGGUCACCGUGGUACCACCUGUAAUCAUACCGCGGGACCACAUCAUCUGGUCUCUCUUUAACGCCUUCUAUAUGAAUUUCUGCUGCCUGGGUUUCGCGGCCGUUUAUUUCUCGAUUAAGUCGAGGGACAGAAAAGUGGUGGGCGAUAUGGAAGGAGCGCGUCACUACGGAUCCACGGCUCGAUGCCUCAAUUGCACCAAUCUAUGGCUGAGCAUCCUGACUUUCAUCAUACUCAUCAUCCUGGUAGCAGUGGGGGUCUUUGUGGUCUACGACAGGGUGGCGCAACAGAACCAAAUAGAAAACUACUAUUCAUCGGGAUUCAACAAUGGGAAUUAAAGCUUCUGCAGAAGUGCCAAGCAGCUCUUAUUAAACUUUGCAAAAAAAUCCUCAGCUGUAAAAUUAACCAUUGGUUUGUUGGCUUACUGAAAACACUUGGUAUGGUGAUAAAGGAUUGUAUUAUUUUAUGGAUUAGAAUAAGUGGGUCCUGUCUGAUUUUAUAUGUAUAUACAUAUUUAAAUAGGGCUACAUUUCAUAGGGUCAUGUGAUCAAUUCUAGGGGGCCAACUGUGGCUACAGGUUUUUGUCCCAACAAAAUUCUGUUGGAUUCCUUUCUUACAGGCAGACUGUUAAUUUCUUACUUUCUUUGUUUUGAUAUCAAUUAAGAAAUUAUGAUGGGGAUUUUUUUUUUAAUUUAUCAUUUCUUUAUGUACAGUAUGUUACAUGGGGGUGGCACAGUCAUAGCAUCACUGCCUUGCAAGAAGGAGACUGCAGUUCAUAUUCUGGAUCCUCCCUGCAAGGAGCUUUUGUAUUUCUCCUCAUGUCUGCAAUGGUUUGCUCUCAUAGGUUAGAGACGUGCUAGUUAAGUGAACUGAUGUUGCUAAAUAGGCCCUGAUGUGUGUGUGUGUGCUCACCCUGUAAUGGCCUGGCACCUUCUUCAGGGACAUUUCAUGCCAUGGUUUCAGAUAAGUGGGUUUACAAAAUUGAUGGAUGGAUCUUACAUGGAGAUGAUUUUUUCUGUAUUGGUUUUAUGAUUUUCAAUUCACUUUUCCACAUUUUCUGGUUAUUUAAGCCAUUUUUCACUGAUGAGCUUAUCGGCGGAGUCUGCAGCCUGCCAGCAUUUAGUCUUGUUUAUCCCCAUGUCUGAUCUGCUAGCUGUUAAUUGUCAUUAUUAGGGCAUGACGAAGACAGCAAAGCACACAGAAAAAAAAAAAAAACGAGAAUGAUAAGAGAGUUAAGCAUUUACAGCUAUGGCAGAAAAACAAAGGAAAAAUGCCAAAAGAGAGUUAAGCAUUUAAAUAUUUAAAUGGUAUGGCAGAAAGACAAAUAUGUCUAAAUGUUUUAUAAAUCACACUUUCUAACGCUUUUCUAAAUGCAAAAUAAUAGAUGAGAAAAUAAAGGCCAGCUAAUUAAAGAAUGGGGUCAACUACAGAAAAAUGGGACCAAAAACCUGCAGCCACAAUGGACCCCCCAAGAUUGACUGGGCAUUGUCAGACUAAUGCUUACAGUCCCCAGUGGAAUCCAGGCCAAAAUAUUAAGGAAGGGGCAUCUGCAAAUACGUGGAUUGGGCAUGAUGUGACAGAAGUUCCAAACAAGUCCACUCUUAAAGAGUUAAGGUGCCAGUGUGGCUCUUCAGAGUGAUGCCACAGGUAAACCAUUUUUUAGUUCCCAAAAAAAAAAGAACCACCCACGUGAAGAUUCCAGAAAGACCCUUUUUUUGAUUUAAAUCUGUAACAAGCUUUGCAAAUAACCAAAAUAACAGAUGGUGAUUGACCAACGAAGCCAUCAUUUUAAAACCAUUCUUGCUGCAUAUUAACACAGGCUAAGUUCAGGUUUUCUUGACUUGUUGGUAUCUUCCGAGGUAGCCUGCUAUACAUUAAAAAUGUUUUAUGUUGUCCACAUAUUAGGAGCCUUUUCAAAGACCAAAGAGCUGACCUCAUAUUCAAAGAGGCCUCCCCAGAGCGUGUCAGCUGGUUCUUCGGUCAAGCAAUAGGCCUACAAGGAACCAUCCAACCCCAUCAAGUGCCAUUAUUGAACCAUUACUUUUAAGAAUGUAGCAUUAUAACCAACCGUGUUUGAUGUGUUAUCUUUGGGGGGUCUUAGCCUGGCUUAAUGACCCCCCUGGAGCCAGGCCUGACAAAGCCAAUGGCAUGUAUGUAUGCUAUUCCUCUUUCUAUAACCAUUUUUUGUUAGUCAGUCUACUUACUUUUCUAUACACAACGAUUUUGAUAUGGGAGCAGGAUCACACAUGUAGUCAAAUGAUGUCUUCUUCUAAAGCUGUGUGGCACUUGUAUCUUGUCCAUUUAUUUCUGGCUUUAUUUCUAGAGUACAAAAACAUAUGCAAUACUUAACAAUUAAUUGUUAAUAAAUUAUUUUUUUGGCAAACUUUA
Messenger RNA from Erpetoichthys calabaricus (reedfish), 2587 nucleotides. Its product is annotated as dispanin subfamily A member 2b-like. The record is from RefSeq and is a predicted model, not a curated record. The transcript has 2 exons. Gene Ontology annotation, cellular component: plasma membrane. Lineage: Eukaryota; Metazoa; Chordata; Cladistia; Polypteriformes; Polypteridae. The coding region runs from base 109 to 537 and encodes 142 amino acids.